Notothenia coriiceps (black rockcod) is the source of this 3558-nucleotide messenger RNA. RefSeq names its product major facilitator superfamily domain containing 6-like (gene mfsd6l). The record is from RefSeq and is a predicted model, not a curated record. Gene Ontology annotation, cellular component: membrane. NCBI's taxonomy places the organism in Eukaryota, Metazoa, Chordata, Actinopteri, Perciformes, Nototheniidae. Bases 35 to 1987 code for a protein of 650 amino acids. The transcript has a single exon.
AACCCACUCCCUGUGAGACCACCAUCGUUCCACCAUGAAGAGGAACAAGCAGAUCAACAUCCAGCGCACCCUCGCUCUGGCCGGCGCCUUCCACUUCCUGUCCUCCUGCUCCCGGGCCUCGCUGCUGCCCUUCCUCACGCUCUUCCUCCGUCAGCAGGGUCUUUCUCCCUCCAUGACGGGCAUCAUCAUGGGCACCAAACACCUCAUCGCUCUGCUGUGGAGCCCCGCCUCCAGCCUGCUGUCCAAACACUACAACCAGAGGAGGGCGGUGAUCGUUGGAUCUCUGGUUUGUUCGGCGUCCGUCGCUCUUCUUCCACUGUUCUUCCCGCCUGUGGAAGUGCACGAAAACUGUCAUUUCACGAGCGAUCUGAGCGGUGGUCCGACGCAAAGUCCGACAGGUGGUGGUGGUGGGAUUAAGAGCAGCGCUGCACCUCACACGUUACCAAGAACUACGGAUUCUCAAACUCCUGCAAAGACACUCGCUGAUGCUCAACCUGCUCCGGUUCUGACGAACGAAACAGCACUUCUGGAUAAACCUCCGCUUCCAAAAGACAAUGCGAACAAAAGUCAGACAAGUGGUGGUGGUGUGAUUAAGACCAGUGUUGCACUUUCGUCUGUAUCCGAAACUAAAGCUAACAAUGCUACGGUUCCUCAGUCUGCAAGUGUUCCUGCAAAAAGACUCGCUGAUGUUAAACCUGCUCCGGUUCUGACGAACGAAACGGCGCUUCAUCAUCUGGAUAAACCUCCGCUUUCAGACGACAUCACAAACAAAAGUCAGACACGUGGUGGUGGUGCGAUUAAGAGCGGUGUUGCCCUUUCCUCUGAAUCCAGAACUAGGAAUAAAAGGUCAGAAGUCAAGAUGCAGGAGGAGGAGGAGGAGAACCACCAGAGACGGUUUGAGUUUCUGGGCAGCCUGAAGGUGAUGGACGCUCAGCACCAGCUCUUCUUCCUCAUCCUCAUCACCGUGUCGCUGUGGGAGUUAAUGGCGUCGCCUCUCGAAUGGACGGCGGACGACGGACUGUACGAGUAUCUCGACUUCGCCGAUGCUUCGGAUCGAUACAGAAUCACCUCUAUUUGGAAGAUCCUCGGAGCGGCGUUUGCCGUCGGAGGAACCGGACUUCUCGUCAGCCGAUUGCCCUGCCUCAUAGCGGGGGAUUUCCCUCGGAUGGCCGCGCACUUCUUCCUCUACGCUGUCAUCGGAUUUGUGGCGCUUCCUGUCGCCGCCUACCUGCCUCUGCACCUGAAUAAGAAGCGGGAUCGGGGUUUCGGUCUCCUAAAAGCGUUGCAGCUGGUCCACAACUCCCCCCACGCUUUGCUUUGCGUCGCCACCACCUUUUUAGUGGCGUGCGCUGGAUCCGUUGUGGAUAAUUUCCUCUUGUGGCAGAUGCAGGACCACGGGAGCAGCGAGAUGCACAUGGGGGUCUCGUUAGCCCUCGCUUUAGUUUCACAGGCUGCCUAUCCUUUACUCAAAGGGCGGAUUUCGAAGCUGCUCACCCCAGGAAAGGUGCUCGUCGUCGGGGCAGCAAGCCUCGGUGUGCAGUGCUUCUACUUCUCCUUCCUGUGGGGGCCGUGGGCUGUGAUUCCCGCCCAGAUGUUGAGUUGUUUGAGCUCUGGCGCCCUCUGGUGGGCCGUGAAGAUACAGUGUGAGGAGGUGGCUACACCGGGAUCGGAGAGGAGUGUAAGGAGGAUCUUCAGCUCUCUUUCGCUAAAUUUGGGGAGUAGUUUGGGGAGUUUUUCCGGGGGCUUUGUGGUGCAGAGGUUCGGGUUGACGUGGCUGUUCAGAGGGACGGCGAUGUGUGUGAUGUUGUGGUGUGUGUGUCUGCCUCUGCUGCAAUUUAAAGCCCCUCAACAGUGCAGGAUUAAUUACUCCAGACUGCUGGCGGCUAACGGGAGCGACGCCAGCGACUCUGAGAGCGAAUCGGACUGGCUGGAGAAAGCGAUGGAGGAGAACAGAAGCAAAAACAACUCGGGGAGAAAGAUCCACUGAACUGAGGGCAAAAGGAUUCAAAAAGUGAAGUAGCGAGAAAUGAAGUAAAAUGAUAGAUCCAUUUAUAUCAGAAGGUAUAUAAGAGUUAUCAUAAAGAAAUUAUUGGUCAACUUGCACUCGUAACUUUGUCGACCAAUCAAUUUGUUGAAUCAGAAUUAUGAAAAAGCACAACUUUAUAAACCCCUGUUUCCAAGAGAUGUGUGCAAAAACGACAACUAUAGUGACUUAUGACUGAAAAGGGAUAAAAAGUUCUGCUUUUCUAAAACAAAUAUCUACAUAAUAUAUUUAUAUACUUGACCCUACCUUUACAACAUUAGAGAACCCCUUUUUAUUUCUGAGGUAGGGUACAAACUAUGCAAAACAUUUUUUAUUUUCUUUGUCAAUCUUAAAUGGUAUGUUGUCUUAUGUUACAAAAGAAACUCUGUCAUAGAAAAAGUGAUUCAGCAAGAAAAAGACAAAUUGAUACAGGAUGUUACACCAGUGAUGUCAGAAGUUGUGUGAUACCUAAAACUACUAACCCUAACUAAUCCUACCAAUAUAUUUGCUUCGUUCUGUCUUUCCUGCUUUGACAGCUUUAAUUAAAGUCAAAGUGCCAAUGUUUAACUUUCAUCAUUUCUUCCAUCAGAGUUAAAUGGAGUGGCAGUUAAAAUGUCUUCAAGCUUUACUGAUGGACUUCCUCUCUGAGCCACCUGAGCCUUUUCACAUUAGCAUAAGCAAUCAUUGUCUUUUAUAUAAAGCAAACAAGGCAGCAGGAUUAUGCUCUGCAGAAGAAUACGAGGCACGUUGAACCGCUCGGGGUUUAAGUUGUUUUUCUUCAGGCGUAAACACAAGAUGUUUGCAGAGGAUGAGGCUCUGACUUCUGGUGUCACCACACCCCAAAGCCUGUUUAUCUGCUGUGAAUAUCACCACUGUCAUGCAUUGUGUUCAAGCCUUUAUUCUACACCCUUUAAACUGCUGAAACUAUUUAAAAGGUGGGAUGGUGAUCGUUCUGGCAGUUCGUUAUAUGCAAACUAUGUAAAUCACUUGGUUUGGUAUUUAAGUAAUUUCUAAAGAGUUUCUCAUUAUAAUUUCUUUUAUUUGUCGAAAACAACGUCCUAAAAAGGGCCAGUGGAGGGAUGGUGUGCAUGUUUAAUUAAAAGAUCAAUUACAUUUCUUAGGAAAAUGUAUUAAGUUGGAGACCAUACGUUUGUCCUAGAGUUAUCUACAUGUACUGAUUGUCUAAUGUUUGUUCUCUAAGAGCUUCCUUCCAUUUUACCGAAAGUAAAAGGAUUACAGUUGUUUGAUAUUUUGAUCGUCUUGGUUUAAAAAACUCUUGGAGUCGAAUUGAAUGAUACUUAAAAACAAAGGGUAACUGGGAUUGUAAUUUUGUGUGAGAAUCUUGUGUUAUUUGUGAAAGCAAAUGUGUUUUUUGAGCUGUGCCGGAAAACGUUUAUCAAACUUGUAUUUCAAUUUCACGAAACAUACCGCAUGUCAAAAGGUGUAUUUGUAUGAUAGAAAUCAUUAGAGAUGUGUGUUGAAAAGAAAAUAUUUUGUUUGUGCUCCCAAAAACAAAUAAACAUAUUUUUCCUUUU